AUGGUUCCACACUACCACAUAACCUGCGUCUCUCACGUAUAUACCGAACACUUCCGAGUACGCUCGGAAUUAGCCGAAGUCAUACUAGUGCUCCUACGCCUAUGGCAGCUCCCCCUUUGCCGCUAUUAUUUGUUACCCCGCGUACAACGCUCCGUCCAUGUAUUCUUAGGUCCAUGGGUACUCUCAGAUUUAGGUUAGGUAUACAAGUCUGUGGUAGUAACAGUUUUGUAACCUCUAUAGUGACAAACUUCUACGAUUAAUAUUUCGCUUCCUGAUGCAGAGCGACGCUUUUAACUGCCAGAUUCUUUCAUGCAAAAACGCGUCGAAUGAGCAUAAUUUCAACAAGUUUUGAGGUGCUGCAGCUUCACUGAAUAAAUACCCAAAGAAGAAAAAAUGAGUUUUAAGACUGCUAAGGAAGUUAUAGAAGAUGGAGACAUUGUUAUUUUGUAUUUAAGUCCAAACAAUAUGCAUUCUUUGGAAGUAAAAGCGAAAAUUUCUAAUAAGAAAGGCAAAAUCAUAGAUAAUGUGUUCAAUACUACAUAUGGUGCAUUAAGAGUUAUAUCGCUCAUUGGUCAAAAAUAUGGUUCAAAAGUUAAGUUGACUCGAGGAUGGGCAUAUGUGUUACAACCAACGCCAGAGCUUUGGACGUUGAUACUGCCUCACAGAACUCAGAUUAUCUAUAGUCCAGACAUAAGUCUCAUUAUACAUUUAAUGGAACUUAAGCCAGGAAGCAUAGUAAUUGAAACAGGUACUGGAAGUGGCUCUUUAUCUCACUCAUUAAUUCGAGCGAUCCGUCCAAAUGGUCACUUGUAUACCUUUGAUUUUCAUGAACAACGUGUCUCUAUUGCUAGCGCAGAAUUUAAGAAACAUGGUUUGAAUGAUUUUGUAACGUUGAAGGAAAGAGAUGUUUGCUUAGAAGGAUUUGGAGAAGAGUUAAAACAUAAAAUUGAUGCAGUAUUUUUAGAUCUUCCACAUCCAUGGUUAGCUAUAGAACAUGCUACUGUUGCUUUAAAAAAAACAGGUGGAAAACUUUGUUUCUUUUCUCCUUGUAUUGAACAAGUUCAACGUACUUGUGCAAAACUGAUUUGUAAAGGAUUUAUAGAAUUACAUACAUAUGAAUGUUUGCAAAGAGAAAUGAAUGUUCAAUAUAGAACUUUGCCAGUAUUAGAUUUGGAGUGUUUGAAAUAUAAGCACGCAAAUGAAGAUAUUAUACACAAGAAUGGAAAAAGGAAACAAGAAGAAAAACUUCUUACAGUUUCUCACGCUCACUCAUUACCUGGCCAUACAGGUUUUAUUACAAUUGCUGUUCUUCCUCCUAGUUAUGCGCGUAAAUAAAAAGAAGAAAUAAAUUUACAGUAUAGAUUAUGAAAAUGAAUAACCGAGAUAUUUAUUUUUCAUUAUAUAACAUUCAUUAUAUUACAUAAACGGACUACCCUGUAAAAAAGAUGGAAAAAUUUUUAUUCUAUUAUAGGACGCAAAUGAAGAUAUUGUACACAAGAAAUGAAAAAAGGAAAUAAGAAGAAAAA
Molecule: messenger RNA, 1526 nt
Organism: Wasmannia auropunctata (little fire ant)
Lineage: Eukaryota; Metazoa; Arthropoda; Insecta; Hymenoptera; Formicidae
Gene: Trmt61
Product: tRNA (adenine(58)-N(1))-methyltransferase catalytic subunit TRMT61A
Exons: 4
Coding region: 394-1335 (313 amino acids)
Biological process (GO): tRNA methylation
Cellular component (GO): nucleus; tRNA (m1A) methyltransferase complex
Source: RefSeq, a predicted model, not a curated record